Messenger RNA from Strongylocentrotus purpuratus (purple sea urchin), 5710 nucleotides. Its product is annotated as tetraspanin-1. The transcript is spliced from 9 exons. The record is from RefSeq and is a predicted model, not a curated record. NCBI's taxonomy places the organism in Eukaryota, Metazoa, Echinodermata, Echinoidea, Camarodonta, Strongylocentrotidae. Gene Ontology annotation, cellular component: membrane. The coding region runs from base 281 to 1006 and encodes 241 amino acids.
CUUUACGUCCGUCGCGUCGAUCAUACGCGUUCCAUAUUACCGAAAUACCACUGAAGGACACAGACACAACCUGUCACUUUUGGUUUGGAAUUACUGCUCAUUUGGCUGUUUCUGAGGAUUCUUAACUGUGAAAUAGCGAAGGAGGAGUGUUAGGUAUUUAAUAGGAAUCUAUCAAUUAGGAUUCGAGGCUAACUGAUUCUGAACUCAAGGCGAGCCAAGCUUGAUUUCCAGCUCAUACAAAGAUUUCCAUUGUUUGUGAGACCAAACUCAGACUUUCAUCAUGCAGGGUUGCGCUCAAAACUGUCUCAAGUUCAUCUUGGUCUUCCUGAACCUUCUCAUCUUUCUGUGUGGUAUUGGACUCAUCGUAACAGGUGUAUUCCUGUCCGUUGGAGCCACUGAUUGGAUCAAGAUUGAAGAGAUUGCGGCCCUUCUUCAAAAUGACCUCCUUCGUGUCGGAGCAUAUGUCAUCAUUGCUGCUGGAUGCUUUGUCAUUGUCGUCUCUGGAUUCGGCUGUGGGGGCGCCUGUUGUGAGAACAAGUGCAUGCUGGGAGUGUACUUUGCGAUCCUCCUGUUGAUCUUCUGCGCUCAACUUGCCGCCGGGAUCCUGGCCGCUAUCUACUCUGCUGAGAUCAAGACUUACAUCACCACUGAGUCUGUGGAUUUCCUCAAGGAAGACUACAACAACACGAUGAAUGGCACCGCUGUCGACAUAGCCCUCGACGUAGCCGGCACAGCCGCAUGGAACACCGUCCAGACAACGUUGGAAUGCUGCGGGGUGAAUGGUAUACAAGACUACAUUGACAACCCAUACGUUAAUAGUGCUCAACUUACAAUUUGUAUGUCAAGUGAUGGCAGUACUAAGGGUGGAUGUCAGGAGCCCCUUGAGAGUUUACUUGAGAUGUAUGCCACCGUCAUCGGUGCAACCGCCAUUGGCGUAGCCUGUCUGGAGCUGUUCUGCAUGGUGUUUGCCGUCUGUCUGUGCAGAAAUGUCGGUCAGGACGACUAAAGCCAGUCGCUAGAGGUGGAGCUGAAAAUAAAACUAAAUGUGAAAUCCAAAAAGGGAGUGCGGAAAACUUCUUUAUUUUAUCACCACCAAACCACGCUACGUAAUGAUCAACUUUCUGCCUGGGGUGACCUAGUGACCUUUCAUGUAGAGUGUCAAGAGAGAGGUCAAAUGUCAUGGGGUCAAAUGUGUAUCCAAUUUUUGUAAUUGGUUCAUGGUGUGAUGCUUGUGUUAUGUAUAUGAAGUAAAACGUAUAAGGGCUAGUGUGCAGUGUUUACAGUGAUCGUUGGCGAGUAAUUUGAACAGUAUGCUCAAAUGACUUGUCGGGUUGGUUUAAUUAUUGUUCUUGUGCCGUAUCGUGAUGAACAGUGUAACUUAAUGGCUUAGCUGUUCGCAUUGUAAAUGGGAAGGAAGAAUAUGCACAAAAAGCAAGCAACUGUAUUAGUCCUUUGCGCUUUACAUGAAGGUAUAUUCAGGCAGAGAGUUGAUCAUUCUGAAAUUAUUUUGUCACUUUUAAUUACUUCGCUGCAAUUCUUGCAUGUUUUCUUUUGCCAGUGUUCUAUACUAUGUAAUUUGAGUGUCAUGUCCAUUUAUAUUGUAGCAGUAUUUAUGGAAAAACAUCAUGAUCAUCAAAGAGGCUUUUGUUUUUAUUGAAACUAAUUUGAAACAUUCAGGUAUUUUUUAAAUUGUCUCACUCCUUGAAUAGUACUGAUUUUUCUUCAUAGCUCUAGUUUUUUAUACUUCAUUUUCCAUUACUACAGCUAUUACUAGUACUACAAAGAGCAAGUAUGGUUCAUUCCCCCCCCCCCCCCACCCAUCAUGCAAUAUUUCAACCAUGUUAUCAACGUUUGGAAACAUUAAUUUAUGUUUAGCUGUUUAAUAUGCAAAGAGGCUUUAAGGGGAUGGGUUCGUGUAUAGUUACUCAAUUUAAACAAUUUUGAGGCUUUUAAAGGGGUUGGUAACAUUAUCUAUGGAUGGUAAAUUUUAACAUUUUUCAUGAGACUAACUAAAUAUUGGAUUAUCUAUUUUUUUUAAACUGUGUUUCGAGACUGAAUAACCAACAUGAGGCUGAAUAUAUGGUACCCUAGUUAGGAAAAUAGAGGCUUGAAAACAUUAUCUAGGUACAACAGAACUUGUGGAUACCAAGAAGGAUGAUGGGCUGAUAUAGCAGUAUUGGGCCUGAAAUACAACAGUAUGAUAUCUUUUUUGUCAAGAGGCUGCCAGGUGGGAUUAUGAUAGUACAGAAUAAACAUGUGUUCUGGAAUAUAUGAAAGGAAGAAUUAAUAGACAAAGAAAUCAAUUAAAGUAUUGCCUAAUCUCUGCUCACACUUUCCAAAUCAUCUCUUCUUCAUGAUGAAAUUAAAAGAAUUGAACUAAAGUCAAUUUCUCACUAUACUUCUACAUUAAAGAAAGAAUGUCCCAAUUAUGAUAUCAAAAACAUACAUGCUAUAUUUUUGUUCUCAUCUUUUCAUUCAUUUACUUAUUUUAGCCAUAAUAUUUGAAAGAUGUUGCUGCUCUUAGCUGACAAAUUUUCUAUCAAUAUGCUUUACUUUCUGAAGAAAUUACUUUCAUCUUAAAUCAGUCUCAAGCACUUUCAUUUUGUACUUUGAUUUGCACUUAUUCUGUCGGUAGACAACAUUAAUCAAGUAAGUUAGCUGUAUGGUACUCCUAAGGAAAUAUGCUGUAAUAUAUUCUGCAUUUAAACAGUACGUUAUUGACAUAGACUAUGUGUGUAAGUGUAUUAUUGGGUGUAUGUAUGUAUGUACAAUAUUAGUAACUUUUGAAGUGUUUUAUUAAUAGGGAGAGUAUUGUAGUAUAAUAUGUUGUAAAACUUCUGCAGUUAGAAGAAUUGUAAGAAACAACUUUCUUCUUCAGAAAUGGAUUUGGUUGCAAGCUUGGCCAUAACAAAUUUCUUCAUAAGAAUUCUGCAGCAUUCCUUUUUGUUGUCUAAAAAUUGAAUAGAGGCCAUGAUGAUACGAUAUGGUCAUCUGUUAAAAAUCAUGAGUGAUGGACCCAUAUGUGCAAAAUGGUGUCAGUGGGAAAAUUAAACGGAAUGUGAUAAAGAUGUGGUCAGCUGAAAUGUUUUGGCGGAACCAAGUUGGAAGCUUGAACACAUCCUUGUGGUUAUAGACUAUCACUAUAUCUCCAUGAUUGGUUUUUAAUAGAUGCCUAGUCUCAAAUUUAGCCUGUCUGAUUGCUAGGAAACAUCUGGGGUAGGGGGGGGGGGGGGGGGGGUCUCAUGCGUGUAUUACUCAGUGAUGGUAUCAUAGUAACGUGUUAUGUAACUUAUUAAUGUGUAGCAAGGGUUUAGAGAUCCUCCUUUUUUCAAGGAAGAAAAUAUGUUAAUGUGAAUUUUGUGAGAUAUUGUUAUCAUGUUUGUAUGGAUAUGUACAGUGUAUGCAUGAUGUCUUUAGGUGCUUGAUCGUCUUGGUUUCUAGUUGUUUGUGCCUUCUUUUUGGUAUAUACCUCUAAUCUUGGAUCAAAACGACAAUCACUUCUCUUCAAACAUAACACCUGGGGGGAGCUAAAAGGGCGCGACGGCUUUAAUACGCCCUUUUGGCCCUCAUCAGGUUGUAAUUUAAUCCAUGAGCAUACACGUCUCUCAUUGAGUAUAUAGGAUAAUGUCACGUUAAAGAAAGAAAUCAAGGAUUGUUUGCUUUUCACCACUAAAAUGAAAGUGUCAGGUGACAAGUUUCUUCAGUCAUGUGACUGAGCUGUGAGGUCAUGUGACUCACCUGAGAGUUUUUAUGUAUAUCUUUUUUAUUAGCCAGGGUGUACACAUUUCGUAUCAGAGAGAUUUGGAAUUCUAUUUUUAGGCAACAGAAAUUAUUCUAGAGAGAAAUUAAAAAAAUGAAAUGAGCAUUAUAGUCAAAGAUAAUGUACAGCUUAUGAGAAAAUAUGGGGAGAGAUGUUCAAUUAUAUGCUAUAUUUAGAGGAGGAAAUUCACCCGAUUAUUCACCAUGCACAGUUUUUUUUUCCAGCUAGCUCACUAUUCAAGAUAUUAAAGGUUAAACCUGCUAAUGAAAUGCUCGCUUCCCUUCCCCUCAUGAAAAUCAAGAUACUGCAGUACCAUGAAAAAAGAUUAGGUUAGAAGAUAAAUAACAGAUACUCAAAAUAGACCAAUUCCCCUUGUUGCAAUGGGAGGAAUAUAGGUAUAUGUAUUGCUAGUAAGGUAUGGGUACUCUGGCGGGCCAGAAUUACUGCUGAAAAUGAGCUCCAAAAUAUAUUCUCCUUGUUCAUGAGUAACCCUACUAUUCUUUCUUAUUAGAGAGUCAUACACACAGUGUGAGUAACGUGUUAGAAACAUUUCAUUCUUAGACAUCAUCUCAGUCUUUUCUAUUCUUAAAACAACUCGAUGUUCUAGCUCUCAUAUAACUUCUAACCCAAGCUUCAAUCCUUUUUGAAGAAAAAAAAGUUUUUAGUCAAAUUUGUAACUCAUUACAUCGAUUUCAAACCUUGAAAUAUCAACCUUUGAACUUUCAUCUAUGACCUUUGAACUUUGUGACUUAUGAGGGUUACCUCUGACCUCUAAUCUAUACAGCUUCCUGUUCCUCUGCAAAGCAAUGGUAGUUUUUUCUUAGUGGUUCUAUAUCAACAUAUGAAGUAGGUAAUUCAAAGGCACUUUAAUUAUGGUAGAAUAUGCACAAUUUUGAAUGUAUCUGGAUGUAUAUAUCUAUAUAUGAUUCCUAGAUUGGGAUGGCUGCCAUAGCUGGUAAAUACACAAACAUAAAACAAUGUCAUCCCUUGACUUGCAAAAAUAGACAGAGUCUUUGAAAUUAUAAAUUCUGAUGUAGAUAUCUGUUUGAGAAAUUUUGAAGUCACAAACAAUGUCAUCUGUUGAUUUGCAAUCAAAAGAGUGCUGAAAAUUUCUACAUCUGAAAACUUCUACACCAUGAAAAAAAAGGGAUUGAAUGUAAUGAAAUAUGCAUUUUUAGGGAGGGAGCAGUAUUAUCAUUAAACAAACAAAAAACUAUCAAUAUCUAUUAAGAUGAUGAGUAUGCUAUGUGUUAGAAUGUUGUAGAAAUAUUUACAGGUUUUAAUAUCAUUUUUACACCAAUUUAUUUACUGAAUUGUGUUGAGAAAGCUAUCCGUUGUCUGUCUGAGCUAUGGCAGCCAGCCUAUUACUAUAAUGCAGUGUACUUGUUUGUAUAUAUUGAUAUUGGUCAUAAUUUUUCUCUUUUUUUUUUUUACAUGCCGUGACUUUUGAUUCUCAGUGUUGGCCUAAAAUUUAUGGAACGUUUUGAGAAGGGUAUGGAGCCGUGGGCCCAGAGCUCACUGGUAGGAAGGUCAUGUUGGAUUGAUGUUAGACCUGGUCCUGCUAGGACUGAGUCUCAGACUCAUUGUCUGUGAAUAGGUACUAAGAUAAGGACCAACUUCAGGUCUAAGAAUAUGGCAAUAUAAGUUUGGUUUAGCUCAUCAGGACUAAACUCAGAUCCUCUACAGAAGCCCUGCAUUAAUGUAGACCUUCUCAUGUGUGUAUCCUUGAAUGCCUCAUGUACACUGUAGGACGACAAAACCAUGUUCGUGCCAGAGCCAGAGUCAAAAUCUUACUCUCAAGACCUAGAUCUGAACAUCAAUCCCACAUGGCCCUAGGAAAGUUUUUUGUGUGAAUGAAUAUCAUGAGAUGAGGAAUGAAGAUCAUUGUAUAAGCAAUCACGUUUGGUCCAAUUUUUACUUGAUAUGAAUAAAAUAAAUUAAUCUCCCCUA